AUUUGCGCCCUUUAAAAGCUUCGGAGAAAAGGCUACAUAAAAGUUGAAAGUGAUAUGGGAUGAGGGCACUGAGAGUUUUGUACAGAUUCAACCAAUUAUAGAGAUUUUUUUAAUGGUUUCUGUAGACUUAACAUUAAAAAGGGCCUGUGCAUAUAUUAAUGAUAGUUUAUAAAGAUCAACAAUAUAAGAGCCGUGUAUUUUCUCUCAUAUAUUGCGCACGUUGCUCCAUGAAGCUUGAGAGAGAGAGAUAGAGGAGAGAGAGGGAGUGAGAUUCUAUAGUUUUUGUGUGUUACUGGUUGGAGCAAGUGGAAAUAUUGAGUGGCUGUUUGAAUUUUAAAAAGCUAAAAAAGAAAAAAGAAAAAAUGGGGAAAGCUACAAAGUGGUUGAAGGGCUUGCUUGGGAUGAAGAAAGAUAAAGAAAACGUGGAAAGCAAUUCAAAUUGCGGCGAUAAUAAGAGAGAGAAGAAGCGGUGGAGCUUUGCCAAGUCCGGCAAGGAUUCCGGCGGAUUUAAUCAGAUUCCGGUGGAUAUUCCGGCGGCCGAUUCGGCUUGGUUGAGAUCCUACAUUGGUGGCACGGACAAGGAGCAGAAUAAGCACGCUAUCGCCGUGGCGGCGGCAACGGCCGCCGCCGCCGAUGCCGCCGUCGCCGCCGCACAGGCCGCCGUGGCGGUGGUCAGGCUGACCAGCCAGGGGAAGGGGGGCUUGUAUACAGGUGGCAGAGAGCGAUUGGCUGCUGUCAAGAUUCAAACUGUGUUUAGAGGAUUUUUGGCCCGAAAAGCGUUACGGGCCCUAAAGGGGCUGGUGAAGUUGCAGGCCCUGGUUAGAGGCUACCUAGUGCGGAAACGUGCCGCUGCAACGCUUCAUAGCAUGCAAGCUCUAUUCCGGGCCCAAGCGGCCGUCCGGUCUCAACGGGCCCGUCGUUCGAUCAGCAAUGACUAUCGAUACCAGCUUGAAACACGAGGGAGAAAGCCCGUGGACCGAUUUGAUGAAAACAGGAGUGAGUUUCACAGCAAAAGGGUGGUCUCAACUUCUUGUGACCCUUCCGUCAACACAUUCGAUGAGAGCCCGAAAAUCGUUGAAAUUGACACGUGUGGCCCGAAAUCGAGGUCCCGGAGGAUGAACGGGUGCAUGUCCGAGUAUGGUGAUGACCACUACUACCAAGCAAUUUCGUCGCCUCUCCCAUGCCCGGGCCCAGCCCGUUUGUCGAUCCCCGACUGCCGCCACCUACAAGAUUUCGAUUGGGGGUUCGUCACCGAGGACUACAAGUUCCCCACUGCCCAAAACACCCCAAGGUUUUCGUGCUCGGGCCGGGCCCAUGUCCCGGUGACGCCACCCAAGAGCGUGUGUGGGGAUAGCUUCUUUAGGCCGUACUCAAACUGCCCCAACUACAUGGUGAACACACAAUCGUUUAGGGCGAAGCUGAGGUCGUACAGCGCCCCGAAGCAGAGGCCCGAAUUGGGCCCGAAGAAACGGCUGUCGUUGAACGAGAUCAUGGCAUCAAGAAGUAGCUUCAGUGCCGUUAGAAUGCAGAGGUCAUGCUCUCAAGUUCAAGAAGAUUUUGAAUUUUAGGAUAUGGAUAUUUAUAUGAUAUGCUAAAAUUAUGUUUCUUUUUGUUGCAUCCGAGAUUAGCUUUGUCUAUAGACAAAAUGGAGCCAGCAUAUAAAAAGCUUUCUCUAUAUGCCUUUGUUUUCCUCAUAGAAUAGAACAGAAUGCUUGUGUACAUUCCUUGACAAAAUUAUGUUAAGCACCUUGCUUUAAUUAAUGAAAUCACUCUCUUUUUUCUUUUCUUUA
Molecule: messenger RNA, 1790 nt
Organism: Salvia miltiorrhiza (redroot sage)
Lineage: Eukaryota; Viridiplantae; Streptophyta; Magnoliopsida; Lamiales; Lamiaceae
Product: protein IQ-domain 26-like
Exons: 4
Coding region: 363-1568 (401 amino acids)
Molecular function (GO): protein binding
Source: RefSeq, a predicted model, not a curated record